AUGCCAAUGAUGGAAGCUGCUCCCCAGCCCAAAGAUCUCGGGGCACAGAGCAAGCUGCAAGCGGUUGAAGAAGCAGUGCAGAAACUCCAAGUCUCUCUGCAGCCUGACAAAGCCUCAGACACGUCAGCAAAGGGAUCGGACACUCUGCAGCUAUUGGAUGAAGUGCAGGCAGGAGUCCGGCUGCUGAAAGCCCAGCUGGGUAAUGUCAGUGCAGCGUAUGGAGAAAUCCGGAUCCGGCUAGACAACGUCAGUGCAGCGCGAGCAGCAGUGCAAGGUCGCUGCAGUUACCUACUGACAAAGCUCUCCAGGGGCUGGACGUUUUUCAAUGGGAACUUUUAUUACUUUUCACAAGAAAGGAAGUCGUGGGACGAGGCCGAGCAGUUCUGUGUGUCUCAGGACUCGCACCUGACCUCUGUCUCCUCCCAGGCGGAACAGGAGUUUCUCUCCAAGGAGACCAAGGGAGAAGCUCACUGGAUUGGACUCACCGACCGGGAGACAGAAGGCAGCUGGCGCUGGGUGGAUGGCACAGAAUACAGAGCAGGCGCAAGCAGGGGGUUCUGGGUGGAGAAUGAGCCAAACAAUUACGAUCCGGACAGAGGUGUUGGAGAAGACUGUGUUCAGACCUACCCAAGAAACCGGAAUUUGUGGAAUGAUGCCAAGUGCUUUCGGCCUUUCAGGUGGAUUUGUAAGCAGGCCCAUGGAUGGGCUGGGUUGUGACAUGCAGGUCCCAGCACCUCAGAAAGCGCCUUAAUUUCCAAGCUAUGGAGUAUAUUUUCCAGCCACCUGCCAAUGAGGGGCCAUUGGCAGGGACGCUUUGUCUUGCUGUGAUAUUUCUGGCUGUGGCAGCGACAGCUGCCCUUAUGCCGCUCAGUGUGGCUGGUUCUGUAAUUUGUAUGUUUCCAGGUCUGUCACUGAAUAAAA
This is a messenger RNA of Mauremys reevesii (Reeves's turtle), 921 nucleotides long. RefSeq names its product C-type lectin domain family 4 member F-like. The record is from RefSeq and is a predicted model, not a curated record. NCBI's taxonomy places the organism in Eukaryota, Metazoa, Chordata, Testudines, Geoemydidae. Bases 1 to 717 code for a protein of 238 amino acids. The transcript has 6 exons.